Messenger RNA from Hyla sarda, 3045 nucleotides. RefSeq lists its product as uncharacterized. The record is from RefSeq and is a predicted model, not a curated record. The transcript has 3 exons. Lineage: Eukaryota; Metazoa; Chordata; Amphibia; Anura; Hylidae. Gene Ontology annotation, cellular component: ribonucleoprotein complex. Gene Ontology annotation, molecular function: single-stranded RNA binding. Gene Ontology annotation, biological process: retrotransposition. The coding region runs from base 1207 to 2295 and encodes 362 amino acids.
AGAGGGUGUCUGGAGGUCUCCUGAGCUGGGGUGAUAGUCUGACAUGAUGAUGGAGGUCAACCCGUCAAAAAGACAAAUAAUACUCCAAUGGCCAAGUGAGAAAGAGUGUGUAGUGUGUUACUGUCCACUGCUCCAGAUAUUGAUGCAGGGGGGCGGUCCUGGAGCUGGCUGUGAGCAGACACAUGUAGAAGCAGCUCCUGAGACACUAACACUUCAAAGCGACCCUAAGCAGAAACUCCUACAGAUAUCUGCAUAAAAAUCACCUUGACUGAUAGAGGAGAAGGAGAGCUAUCUUUUAAUACUAAAUUUGUGGGACUCGAGUGAGAUUUUUGAAGAAAAUCACCUCACAGAAGAUUGGCAGCUAUACAGAGACUCUGGCUGCUACACAGGAGCUGGGUCCUCUCUCUGCAGUGUGCACUGUGCGCUUGGCGGGAAAUCCCAAGAGUGUCCAGGACUCACCAACAACCCCAUGCUGUCAGGAGUUUUUGGGGCUAUACUGAAGACCUGCACACAGGAAAACACAACUUCACCUGAAUCCCCAUUUAUCUGCAGAACCUCGGACAUUACUGGCACUUAGGAGCUAUAGUCAGGGUGCUCCUAGCACACAGGGAGCUCUACAUUCCUCUCCCCAGCAGAGAAAACAAAACAAGGUACUGUCAUUCAUUUACUCUUCUUUAUUACUUCACAAACUCUGUUUAACAAUAUAUUACCUGCACGGAGUCAGUGGCAGGAGGAGAGCGAGAGGAGAGAAUUUGUCAGAACAGGAAACAUUAAUCUUAAGUUUGAGCUGCUGCUGUGCUCCUGUGUGUGAGCUCUGUACAGAGAUAAGACCUGUCACUGCUGACAGGGAGCUGUAUAGCUGUCUCAGAUUACACAGCUAUUUAACUAUUUCUGAACUGCCACCACAAAUACCUCCUUGAAUCUAUCUGGAGGAAAUAAACUUACAGUGACUAGGAAUCUCAUUCAUACAUCCUGCUCACUGUCACUGGAUUAACCCUUUCAUUGCCUGUGGAAUUUGUCUCUCUAGAGAAGAAAUUUAUAGUGACUGUGAAUUCUACCUGCUCAAUGUCACUAGAUUGACCCUUUCAUUGCCUGUUCUGAUGCGACUGAUUUUAACCUCUGAGGCAUCACGUGGUAACAAUAUCUGCUGUUUCUGAAUGACUACUUUAAUUCACUACUGGUCUGUUAGUGCGUUAUACUUUGACUAUGAGCAACUAUACCCCACGCAAAAGCACUAGAAUUCAACAAACUUACCAGAAAUCAGUAAAAAGAAAUAAUUCCGCCUUGUUAGUCCCACAAAAGUAUACACCACCCAUGUCUAGACAAGGCGACAAUUCUGCAAAGGAGAGAAACCCCAAUGCUAACAGGUUUACUCCCUUAUUGUUAUCUGAUAAAGCGAUGGAGGGCAUGCCCUCUGUGGAAUCUUCGCCUUCAAAAAGCCCGGUCAAGCAGAAAUCCAAACUAGACUCUGACCAUGGAGCUACUCCUGAUACCCCAGAGGGAAGCAAUGACAAUGAUCCACUGUUAACCAUGUCAUCUUCAAGUAACGCAGCCUCUGAGCAGUAUAUAAAGGAGUCCAUGCUAAUGCUGAGACGCUCCUUUCAACAAGACAUCCAAAAACUAAUUGAGCCCACUAUACAGCAAGUCAGUGUUCUAACCUCCAAAGUGGAGCACAUUGAAAAUAAGAUGGGUGAAUUUGCUACGGCUCAAAAUAAUUUAGCAGAUGACCAUGAUACCACAAAAGAUGAAGUCACUGCUCUAAGAAUUAAAUUGGCGGAUAUGGAGGAUAGGAACAGAAGGAACAAUUUAAAAUUCAGGGGGAUCCCAGAGUCAGUACCACCCAAAGAACUUGAGCCAUUCUUAAAAGACUUUGUGAAAUCCUUAUUACCUGAUUGCUCUGCUCAGGAAAUGGAGAUCGAUAGAGCUCACAGAUUACCUAGAUCCAGAAACAUUGAUCCCUCUGUGCCACGGGAUGUGAUUGCUCGUUUCCAUUUUUUUAAAACUAAAGAAAAUAUCUUGCAGGCUAUGAGACAUACCAAGGAACUACCUGAACGUUUUAAACACAUUAACAUCUUCAUUGACUUAUCUCAAACUACGAUCCAACAAAGAAGACUAUACCAGCCUAUCACUACUGCCCUAAGGGAGAACGAUAUUCCCUACCGGUGGGGGUUUCCUGUGAAACUCAUUAUCCCAGAUGGUAACUCCACCAGGAUUGUUCACAACCCGGACCAGGGCCUGGAAUUAUUAAACAAGUGGGGCAUUGCCCCUGCACCUAUCAAAAAUAGACUUGGAUGAACUUGUGGGUUCUCUAUAGCUUCUGGGACUUCCCAGCACACCAGAAGACCUGCUAAUGCAAGUUAAAUAUGUUGUUGAACUCUAGUUAUUGUUGCAAUAUUAUUACUAAUCCAUGUUGCUGUUGCUUUUGUUUUCUCUCCUCACCUCAUGACUACGGAAAAUACCUAGAUAGAUAUUAAGAGACAUAUUUCCUUAAUUAUUGUUAUAUUGGCGUAACAAUUACUGUAAUGUUGCAAUAUGAUCAACUUAAUGUUUACAUAGUACCUUAUGAAACUGUUUUCUUUUAGGUACUUUACCUCUUACUCUUGAUAUUCCAUGUUUAUCCUAUUGAUAAAUUAUUUUUCCAGCAUUAUUCUACCUACGUUUUCAGUAAAAUCUCAUAUAACACAUAUUAUGUUUCCAUCCCAUUUCCUCCUACAUAAUAUUCACUCCAUGUCUCUUCCCACAGGGUGGUAAAGGAGGCCUACUACAGUAUGUAUGCUAUGUACUAUAAUUCCAUACCCACUACAUACCACUUUUAAUACAGGAUCUAUACAAUCUACUAUUCUUAUCUUCUCUACCUCAGCCGUUUGUAAUAUGCGAGGCCUACUCCUCCAAAUUUAUUCUCUACAUCCUCUACUCAGCCCGAUGCAUAACAUCACUUACUAUCCUCCUCUUUAAUGACUCUCUUUACAAUACAGGAGAUCUAUAUAUCUUACGCAUCUUUUACUCUCCCUUUCUUGUCAGGUAUACUUCACUACACUGGAGUUC